This is a messenger RNA of Seminavis robusta, 1593 nucleotides long. The record is from the annotation of a GenBank genome assembly. Lineage: Eukaryota; Bacillariophyta; Bacillariophyceae; Naviculales; Naviculaceae.
CAUCAAAAUGUUAUUAUUGGAUGGUUACCAUCACAGCACCGUCAUGAAAUCGGCACCAGAGCUGCCCAACCCAACAGCUUGAUCUCUCUUGCUCCGCUCAUCCACGAUGAUUGCCAGGGCCAUGGCACCAGGACGACAGUUAUCGAAUUCCCAGGUGGCCGAGGAGAAGGAGGAAGAAGGAGUGACAAGGGCAGCCUCACAAGAGGGAGAAGAGGAUGAGACCACCAAUAGUAAGGUCCAAAGCACGACUGGCACCUCGGUUGCGGGCAAGGCGGUUCGCUUUGCUUCUGAUGAUGAGGAGGGGAAGAAUAAGACGGAGGAGCUUGGCGUGAGAAGAGAGAUGGGUGUUGCCAGUGGUGAAGUUGACGAAUGGAAGCAUCGCCAAGCCAUUGUCGAAGCCAUCCGCAAAUGUGCUUCAAAGAAGCAAUCACCGCAAUCCUCUCCCACUAGAAAGGCUGGUAAUAAGAGAACGGUCUCUCCCACCGCCAUUCUCAUCAAGAAGCACUUUCACCAUCAACGUCAUCUGAUGAAACUAGAAAAGAGACCAUUGAGACGGUCCCAGUCCAUGCCCUCUCUCCAUUCACAACCACCCCAAGUCCGUCCCAACGUCCAGAGACUGCUCCAAGCCCGUUCCAAACGCUCUCCUUCGGCCAACAUUAUCAAGCAAGAGUAUCGCUAUGCCUCACUGCGAAAGGUACAAGAAGAAGCCCGUCGCAAGCGAUCGGCACCCCUCAUUUUUGCCGCCGAUCACGUCCUCGACCCGGAUGUCUACCAGUUGGUCGUCACGCAUUCCAAACGAUCUCCGUCUGCCAAUAUCAUCAAAAAAGAGUUUCGCUAUGCCACGCUUCGAAAAGUGGAAGAAGACGCUCGUCGACGACGAUCGGAACCAUUGAUCUCCACCAAGGGACUCUUGCUGGAUCCGGAUGUCUAUGAACUCUUACUGGCUCAUUCCAGACGCUCCCCUUCCGCCAAUGUCAUCAAGAAGGAAUUCCGAUAUGCCUGCUUGCGUCAAGUGACCAGAACAGACAACGCUAUAUAUAGUUAUGACAUGGAUGAUGCCAUUUCCGUGUCCACCAUGUUGUCCACCAGUUUUCAAUACGAUGACGACGACGAUCAUGACAACAACAAUCAUCCUUAUUUUGUCUAUGAUUGGAUUGCCGAGUUGGAGGAACCCAUGGUGGCGUAUCCCACCAUGUUUCCUUACUUUGUAUCCUCGGGGUAUAGUGAUGCAGGACGGAGACUCAGUGGAUCCACCUUGGGGACACGGCAAUCCGAACUGUUCUUGUCGUCCUCGGAAUCCAUGGCCGAGUUGACUUCGACAGAAGAGACGAAUGCAUAAGGAUUUGUGAUGGUGUUCACGAAGAAGAAGAAGAAGAAGAGAGGGAUAGCAAGCUUGAUCUAACAAGCAACGAACCGAAUUGUUGUGGGGAUAGAAUGUAGAUGUUGGAGUAGAGUACUGUGAAUAAUACCGUAGUUUUAGAAGCGGACUGGCAAGUUGCAAUCAUUCAUUUUAGGAUAUCAGCUAUGGUCGUUAUUAGCUAGGUCCAAGAAAUAGGACUCCACAGAAGGACCAGGAUUUGAGCCAAGACAGGU